Symbiodinium sp. CCMP2592 is the source of this 2240-nucleotide messenger RNA. The record is from the annotation of a GenBank genome assembly. Lineage: Eukaryota; Dinophyceae; Suessiales; Symbiodiniaceae.
AUGGCUGCUGUGAAAAUGCUUGCGCUGUUGAGCGCAGUCUGCAUCCUCACAGCCGUGGCCGAGGAAGUUGCGAAGCUGUCACUUGGCGACUGGCAUGUCUGUGCGAUGGGCUCACAAGGCUCCGUUAAAUGCUGGGGGAACAACGGCAAUGCUCAGUUGGGGCAGGGGGACGACGUCAGAAGAGGUGAUGGCGCGAACGAGAUGGGCAAGUCUCUGCCGACCAUUGAUUUGGGGACAGGACGACAUGCUCUCGAAGUGAACUCGGGGGCUAGCCAUAAUUGCGCCAGGCUGGACGAUGGUCUCUUGAAAUGCUGGGGUUAUGGCCAUCUAGGUCGGCUAGGCUAUGGAGACCAGGUGCAAAGAGGAGGUAACAGUGAUGAAAUGGGGGACUUCCUCCCCACCGUGGAGCUCGGAACAGGGCGUACCGCCGUGCAGCUAGCCUUGGGUUACGAGUUCAGCUGUGCAGUCUUGGACAACGCCUCGGUAAAAUGCUGGGGACAAGGUGGAUAUGGUCAGCUGGGCAUAGGAACCACCUCGAACAUGGGGGCCGGGAGCAGUGAGAUGGGAGACCACCUCCCACCAGUCGACCUAGGUACCGGUAGGACGGCAGCUGAUGUGACCGCCGGCUCAUACUUUGCCUGCGCACGCCUUGACGAUAGCUCCCUCAAGUGCUGGGGCCACGGUGAGUAUGGCCAGCUCGGGAUCGGGAGCAAUUCGUAUACGGUUGGGAGGGUCAGCGGCGAGAUGGGAGACAAUCUCCCAACUGUGGACCUUGGAACAGGCCGCACCGCCGUCGAGCUGAGCGCCGGAGUAUUUCACGCAUGUGCGAGACUCGACAAUGGCUCUGUAAAGUGCUGGGGGAGGAAUAACAACAACCAGUUAGGCCUGGGCUUUGCCACCUCGAUUAACAUGGGAGACGAUGCGAACGAGAUGGGAAAUUAUUUGCCCCCAGUCGACCUCGGCACGGGCAGGACAGCGGCAGAACUGUCAUCAGGAAAAUAUCAUACUUGCGCCCGCCUGGAUGAUGGCACCAUCAGAUGCUGGGGCAAGAACGAGUAUGGCGAACUCGGCCACGCAGGCACCCUGCCCAGCAACGUAGAUCUCGGAACCGGCAGAACUGCGGUCCACGUGGCCGCAGGUGGCUAUGUUACGUGUGCACUCCUGGACAACCAGGAAACAAAAUGCUGGGGAGGAAACACUUUAGGCAUGUUGGGCCUUGGUGACACCCAAGACAGGGGAAAAUCGAGCAGCGACAUGGGAAACAGCCUCCCAGCUGUUGACAUAGUUUUCCCCACCACCACGACCACAACCGGCACUACUAGCUCUCUGACGAUGACCAGCAGCAGCAGCAGUAGCAGCAGCUCCGCCACCAUCACCAUUAGCACCACCAGCACCAGUAGCAGCACCAGCAGCACCAGCUCUAGCAGCACGAGCUCAAGCAGCACCAGCUCAAGCAGCACAUCCACGCGCACCGUGACAACCACCACGAGCACCUCAACCACGAGCGCCAGCACAUCCAGCAGCACGGGCACAAGCCGAACAACGACCAGCAGCUCCGCCUCCAGAACCAGCAGUUCGACAACCACCCUGACGAGCACCUCAACCACAAGCGUCUCAUCAACCGGAACGACGAGUUCUGCCACCAGCUCCACUGCCGCCACCGACGAGGCCAGAGAGGCGAUGCGCAAGCAGGAGGCUGAGGCUGCAGUGAAGGAGGCCGAGGCUGCCACCGAGGUUGCAGUGCAGGACUUGCUGAACAGCCUGAACAACACAGGCGACAACGGCGUGAUGGGCGAGGUCGUCGACACCACGGAAGCUGGAGCGGUGAAGGUGGUUGCGUACGAUGUGGAAGCUUUGACGUCAUCGGGACAGAAUGCUACCGUCAGCAUGGAGAACUCUUCCAUCGGCGCUGAGGUCCCCGUCGAUGUACUGGCGCAAGCACAGGCGCUUGUGGGCGACGGCCCGGUGCUGCUGGGUGUGGUGUCCUUGAGCGAGGAUCUCGCCAAGAAGUUUAGCAAUCCACCUGCUGACAGAGGGCCAGGCGAAGGGCCAAAGGCCCCCAUUCUGCGGUCGAGCCCGGUCGUGGUCGAAGUGCGCAACAAGAACGGAGGCAUUGUGGAUCUAGGGAAGCUGCAGAGCCCCAUGGUGGUUCAGCUAGAGGUGUUGCACGACAAUGACACUGUUAAGUGCGCCUAUUGGAACGAGACCGAAGCGGCCUGGGAGACGGAUGGCCUGGUCCG